Molecule: messenger RNA, 815 nt
Organism: Prosopis cineraria
Lineage: Eukaryota; Viridiplantae; Streptophyta; Magnoliopsida; Fabales; Fabaceae
Source: RefSeq, a predicted model, not a curated record
GAUAAAUCAUCUCCACACAGAAUAUCACAGCUCACAUCUCAGCUUCAUCCUUUCCAAAUAGUCUAAGCUCUGUUUAGACGCGUCACACAGUAUCGUGCAGCCAUGGCCGCGACUUUCGAGAAAUUGAUGCUCUUACUGCUGUUGAGCCUCCUCUUUGCAUCAAUUUCAAGCUUCGCGAAGGUUCCUCCAACAUGCAACCGUAUUGAGUGUCCUUCCUACGAUGUGAUUCAUGUCGGGAAGGGCUUCGAAAUUCGUCGCUAUAAUUCCACCGCGUGGACCUCCACCUCCCCCAUUCCAGAUAUUUCUCUUGUUAACGCCACCAGAACUGGAUUCCGAAGGUUAUUUGAUUAUAUUCAAGGCAAGAACGACUACAAGCAAAAAAUUGAGAUGACAGCACCUGUGAUCACUGAAGUAUCACCUAGUGAUGGACCAUUGUGCAAGUCCUCAUUCGUGGUAAGCUUCUUUGUGCCAAAGAAGAACCAAGCAAAGCCUCCUCGCAAGGAUCUUCAUGUCCAAAGAUGGAAGCCUGUGUAUGCAGCAGUAAGGCAGUUCAGUGGGUUUGUGAAAGAUUCAAGUAUUGGGGAGGAAGCAGCUUUGAAGGCCAGUAUUGCUAAGUGGGCUUCUGCCAUUGAAAAGAGUCACAGAGCUGGGCAUGCUUCUGUUUAUAUUGUUGCUCAGUAUAAUGACCCUCUUGAGUUUGAUAAUAGGGUGAAUGAGAUUUGGUUCUUGUUUGAUUUAAAGGAUGCUAGCCAUGUUAUCUGAAGUUAAUGAGAGCGGGCGAAGGCAAAGAUCAAUUUUUCUGUCUCUAGGUGACA